This is a messenger RNA of Colletotrichum tamarilloi, 897 nucleotides long. RefSeq lists its product as uncharacterized. The record is from RefSeq and is a predicted model, not a curated record. NCBI's taxonomy places the organism in Eukaryota, Fungi, Ascomycota, Sordariomycetes, Glomerellales, Glomerellaceae. The transcript has 3 exons. Bases 1 to 897 code for a protein of 298 amino acids.
AUGGAGGUCCCCAAUUCUGGCUUCGCGCCUAGCUACGACGCACCAGGCUCAGGCCAAGCAUCGAUGGACCAGGGGACCCACGAGCCAACAGACCAGGAGCGUAGAGAUUCCAUCUUACAGGCGAGUCGUCGAAAAUCGAAACGCUCCAUGAACAAGCCUAAUGUCAGACUGCGGCAGGCCAAUAUCUCUGAUUCAAGUCAGUCUGGCCAAGCUGGGGACAAGAAGAGGAACAAGCUGGGCUAUCACCGGACCUCGGUAGCUUGUGACAAGCCCCAGAAGGAUCCCAACACUAUCAGCACCAUCAAGGAGGAGUUCUGCCCUCUGCCUGUCUCGAGCACUACAGCGUCUUCUCAGCCCUACGAUUUUGCGAAUCCCCAAAUCACGAACUGGGCAUCACCAGAUGUUAGUUCCAACUAUGCAACAAAGCCAGGUGACUUGAAGGAAACGAAGAAGUCUUACGCUGAACAGUCCCCGAUUACUCCGUCUCCGUCGUUCUCGCCGUAUACAUCUCAAGCCCCACCGUCGGCCAGCUGGAGCAACGCAGACAUCAAUGCUCAAAACAAUAUGGGCUAUUCGUCAUUCACAAUAGGGAACCCUAUGGCAUACCCAAGAGGCACACAGAUACCUACACAAUACCCCACGAUGUCACACCAGGGCCGGCAGUUCCCCAGAAGGUCUUCGGCGGCGAUGACGACCGACAUGUACACGAACCCGAUUGCGACAAGUUUCCCAACUAUGGACCCGCACACUGUUUCCAUGUCUGCAGGUGCCAACCCGCCUUCAGGUUACGGUACUUGGCCACAGCAACAGCAGCAGCAGCAGCCCCCCUACGGCUAUCCUAGGCCAUCCGAGGGAUACGACACUUGGACAGCUUAUGACAACAGUAGCGGAAGCUAG